CUGCUCCAUUUCCAUGGAAGUGCAGUGCGCAUAGCAUCACGGCUGGAGAAGGAAUGGAAGCGUCAAAGAAAAGUAGAGGUGGGAAUGUUCGGUCUGUCUUGUGAGGAGGGCGGCCACAUGUAGCGUCAUUUUUGGCUAAUGCUUUUGAAAAUGCAUUUUUUUUUCUCCCCAGUAACGAACGACAAGGAUAUCUAGAAAACGUAUUGAAUAAGAGAUAGAGUUUAUAGGAGACGGCGAGCAGCAGAACCACACUCAUCCUUGAUCCUUCUGUUUUGGUUUAAAUUAUAGGCAAAUUAAAUUGCUUCUUCACGGACAAGAUCCUAAGGCUACAUGACACAACAAACCAAACGAUACUGUAUCGAUAUGUGUCGGGGGACAAUGAAUAGAACCGAAGAAUUCUGCGUCAAAGUGUUCCGAUAGGGCGCUGGACCGAGUCGCACCAUGAAGACCCAGAAGGCCGGGGCCCCCGGGGGCCCAACGCCAAGCUCUCCUUCCCCACGCCAACGGAUGUCUGGUUUCAGCCUGCGGGGCCGGAAGAAGAAGGAGGGCCUGAUCCAAGGCAAGCUGCGGAUCCGCUCUGUGCCAGGAGCCUUCCUAGUGCUGGGGGUCAUUGUGGUGGUGGUGGGCACGGCUCUGGCAGUGGCUGGGUACUGGCCCUACCGGUCCCACCGAUCAUCACAGCUCCUUGGACUUGGACAACAAGGCUCUGGUUCUGUGGACAGAGCAGCAGGAGGUAGAGGUAAGGGUGUCUCUGAGCCCCAGUCAUCCGGUUGGAACCUGGGGGCUAAGAGACUCCUGACCACGGCCAGUCUGAUCCACAGUGAGCGGAUGAAGCUCCUGGGACCAGUCAUCAUGGGCGUGGGGCUGUUCAUCCUCAUCUGUGCCAACACGGUGCUGUACGAGAACCGCGACAGAGAGACCCAGAUGCUGCUGGCCCAGAUGCAGAACGUCAUCUGUUCGGUGUCGGCGGCCGUGCCCUCGGCCGACCUCUCAGACAUGUCAGCAGCCAACUCCAUGGCCAGACACUACCAGUGGGUGAGCAGUCUGCCUGCCACCCACCUUAACAUCCUCUGUCUGCAGCAGCUGGCCAGCUCAGAGCCCCUGCUGCAGACGACCAGAGACAGCAGGGAGGAGGAGGAGAGGGCUGACUAUACGUACCAGCAGGCCACCAUACAGACGGAGGCUCUACACCACCAGGAGUCAGCCUCCACCCCUUCCCUCCACUCCUCCCAUUCCAACUCCUGCAACUCCAGCAAGACUGACUUCAACACGCUGUGGUGCGGUGGUGAGCCAGGCGUAGGGGGCUCCAGCCCAGACCCCCAGCCCGCUCACCUCUUUAAACUCCACAACUGUCUGGUGUCAGCCAGCUCCAUGUCCACUCUGGGAGGGGACGACUGGUCGGAGGUCACAGCCAUGCUUCCCAGGCGCUCCUACAGUCUUAGCUACAGGACUAACCCAGGCCCCCACGGGCCCCAGACUGUAAUACGUCUACAGGAAGGGGCCAUGCGACCCGGGGGACCUGGGGCAGACCCACAGAUAGUGCAGCACAAGCCCACGCGGAGGGAGCGCAGCUUGGACGUGUGUGUGAACAUGGUUGGAUGUGUGGAGACCCCGGAGCUCACCCCCGUAGAGGAACAGAGGCAUCGCAGCUGGCCCCGGUUAGACCUGGGCUGUGCCCGCAGGUACCUGAAGCUGGACAAUAAGGAGGACUCGGUGGACAGACUACUAGACCAGUUGGAGCAGCAGUGUUCUCAGUGGGAUAAGAGUUUCGGCUCAGGGCCUUUCCAAUGAGACCCAGUAAGGGCCCCAUAUCUCAAUAUGGCCCCAUAUCUCAAUAAGGCCCCAUAUCAGGGUCCUCUGUCUGUUUUUUAAAAGCAGUUUAUAAAGAAAGAUCCUCAUGGAUGCUGAUAUAUCGACGACCAGGAGUAGGAGCUUUUUCUGUUGGAUUAUAACACUGUUUUCACUGACUCCUGAACCCCAGAAACCCUUUUAUGUACGACACCCAAUUCCUCUCCACAGUGUCGAGCAGCUUCCAAAUCUGAAGAUACAAACCUUUUAGAAACCUUGUUUCUCGGACUUCCCAUGGCGUGGAUAUAUAAACACAAGUGUUGGAAGACUGCAGACCAAUGGGAUCAGUUUGGCAGACAUUCUGUUUUAAGAGGGGAACAAUACUCCAUACUGUCAAAGAUACGUUGGAGACAUUUCCCAGUCUGUGUACUGGGUGGCAGUUAGGCUUGACACUUGGCAACACUGAAGGAAUCAAUUUGUCUUUCAUUGCCAAGGCAUUGCUUGUUUCCAGGACACAACAAGCACAUCCGAAUGUGGGAGGUGGAAAACGCAUUAUAACGAGGGACUGUCUUCACUGUGUAAUCUAUUUAAAAACCAAACUACUCAAAUCUGUCGGCGAGCCUCAGAUGUGCUUCUGAUAACAGCUAGUACAAUAAAACACAUGUUCCAUAGACCAAAACAAGUGCAUGAUGAUAGAGAUGUCAUGUGUAAUCUACAUCUACAUAGUUAUGCAGAAUAAUGCUUUAAUUGGCUGUGGAUCAGAUAAACACAUAGUUAAUGAUUGGUUGAUAACACUUUAUUUGAAGGUUACCUAAAUAAAGACUUCAUUACACAUUCAUAAACACUACAUAAGCAUUGAUUAAGUAUUAUGUAGUGCUUGUUAAUGGGUUAUGUAGGGCUUAUGAAUGGGUUAUGCAAGCUUAUGAAUGGGUUAUGUAGGGCUUGUUAAUGGGUUAUGUAGGGAUUAUGAAUGGGUUAUGUAGGGCUUAUGAAUGGGUUAUGUAGGGCUUGUUAAUGGGUUAUGAAGGACUGGUUAAUGGGCUAUGUAGGGCUUAUGAAUGGGUUAUGAAGGGCUUAUGAAUGGGUUAUGUAGGGCUUAUGAAUGGGUUAUGUAGGGCUUAUGAAUGGGUUAUGUAGGGUUUAUGAAUGGGUAAUGUAGGGCUUAUGAAUGGGUUAUGUAGGGCUUAUGAAUGGGUUAUAUAGGACUUAUGAAUGGGUUAUGUAGAGCUUAUGAAUGGGUUAUGUAGAGCUUAUGAAUGGGUUAUGUAGGGUUUAUGAAUGGGUUAUGUAGGGCUUAUGAAUGGGUUAUGUAGGGCUUAUGAAUGGGUUAUGUAGAGCUUAUGAAUGGGUAAUAAAUCCCUUCACGUACUAUGUUGUCCGUUUGCUGUCCUUCUCCUGGUAAUUACCAAGUGUGUGUCCCAAACUACACCCUAUUCCCUAUAUAGUGCACUACUCUUGACCUGCAUUCAUAGGGCUCUGGUCAAAAGUAGUGGUCUGUAUAGGGCAGGGCUCUCCAACCCUGUUCCUAGAGAGUUACCGUCCUGUAGGUUUUAACUCCAACCCUGUUCCUGGAGAGAUACCGUCCUGUAGGUUUUAACUCCAACCCUGUUCCUGGAGAGAUACCGUCCUGUAGGUUUUAACUCCAACCCUGUUCCUGGAGAGAUACCCUCCUGUAGGUUUUAACUCCAACCCUGUUACUGGAGAGAUACCAUCCAGUAGGAUUUCACUGCAAGAGGGUAUGUCUCCAGGAAUAGGGUUGGGGAGUCCUGGCAUAGGGAACAGGGUUGGGGAGUCCUGGCAUAGGGAACAGGGUUGGGGAGUCCUGGCAUAGG
Molecule: messenger RNA, 3620 nt
Organism: Oncorhynchus nerka (sockeye salmon)
Lineage: Eukaryota; Metazoa; Chordata; Actinopteri; Salmoniformes; Salmonidae
Gene: tmem200b
Product: transmembrane protein 200B
Exons: 2
Coding region: 442-1791 (449 amino acids)
Source: RefSeq, a predicted model, not a curated record